AUGUCAACCGAACUCCACCUCCGCACCCAAACCCUCGCCAACGCCCGCCUCCUCCUUCGCCCCCGCACCCCCACCUCCCCCACCCUCAGCGGCAACACCUCCAGCGCCACCCUCGUCGCCCCGCCCACCGACACGGGAGAAAUCGACAUCGUCGUCUUCGGCAAAGCCACCGACUUCACCGCGGCCGCCAUGGUCGGGCUCACCCCAGCUAUUGAAGGUGAGACGGCGCGCACGGCGGACCAGGCGUUGAGCAAGCUUUUCGCGGCGACGUGCGAGUUGCUGCAGAUGUAUAUUCCGAAGGUGGGGAGUCAUCAGCGUAAUAUUCAUGGUGGGGGGGUGUUUGAUGAGGAUAUGAUCAGCCCCAAGAUCCAGGAAGCGCAGAAGAAGUCGCCGUAG
Saxophila tyrrhenica is the source of this 396-nucleotide messenger RNA. RefSeq lists its product as uncharacterized. The record is from RefSeq and is a predicted model, not a curated record. The transcript is spliced from 2 exons. NCBI's taxonomy places the organism in Eukaryota, Fungi, Ascomycota, Dothideomycetes, Mycosphaerellales, Extremaceae. Bases 1 to 396 code for a protein of 131 amino acids.